GUGACAACGGUGACAACAGUGACAACGGUGAGAACAGUGACAACAGGGACAACCGUGACAUUAGGGACAACGGUGACAACGGUGACAACAGUGACAAAGGUGACAACAGUGAGAACAGUGACAACGGUGACAACAGUGACAACGGUGACAAUGGUGACAACAGUGACAACGGUGACAACAGUGACAACGGUGACAACAGUGACAACGGUGACAACAGUGACAACGGUGACAACGGUGACAACAGUGACAACAGUGACAACAGUGACAACAGUGACAACGACGACCAAGGCGACAACAGUGACAACGGUGACAACAGUGACAACGGUGACAACCGUGACAACGGUGACAACGGUGACAAGAGUGACAACGGUGACAACGGUGACAACAGUGACAACGGUGACAACAGUGAAAACGGUGACAAAAUGACAAUGAUGACAAAAAGGUGACAAAAAGUGACAACAGUGACAACAGUGACAAAAGUGACAACAGUGACAACAGUGACCGCGGUGACAACGUUGACAAUGGUGACAACAGUGACAAUGAUGACAACAGUGUGACAACAGUGACAACGGUGACAGCGGUGACAACAGUGACAACAGUGUCAAUGGUGACAAAAGUGACAACAGUGACAACAGUCACAACGGUGACAACAGCCACAACAGUGACAAUCGUGACAACAGUGACAACAGUCACAACAGUGACAACGGUGACAACAGUGACAACAACAGUGACAACGGUGACAAUAAUGACAACAGUGACAACGGUGACAAUGACAACACAACAGACUACGGUGACAACAGUGACAAUGGUGACAACGGUGACAACAGUGACAAGAGUGACAAUGGAAACAAAAGUGACAACAAUGACAACAGGUGAAAUGGUGACAAAAAGACAACAGUGACAAUGUGACAACAGUGACAACGGUGACAACAGUGACAACAGUGACAACAGUGUCAAUGGUGACAAAAGUGACAACAGUGACAACAGUGACAAGAGCAUCAAGGGUGACAACAGCGACAACAGUGACAACAGUGACAAUCGUGACAACAGUGACAACAGUCACAACAGUGACAACGGUGACAACAGUGACAACCGUGACAGCAGUGACAACAGUGACACCAGUGACAGCAAUGACAGCAGUGACAACGGUGACAACAGUGACAAUGGUGACAAUGGUGACAACAGGUGACAACGGUGACAACGGUGACAAAAGUGACAACAGUGACAAUGGUGACAAACCAUGUGACAACAGUGACAACAGUGACAACAGUGACAACAGUGACAACAGUGACAACAGGUGACAACAGUGACAAUGGUGACAACAGUGACAACAGUGACAACGGUGACAACAGUGACAACGGUGACAACAGUGACAAACAGUGACAACGGUGACAACAGGUGACAACGGUGACAACGGUGACAACAGUGACAACAGUGACAACGGUGACAACGGUGACAAAUAAUGACAACGGUGACAAAAGUGACAACAGUGACAACAGUGACAACAGGUGACAACGAUGACAAUGGUGACAACAGACAACAGUGACAACGGUGACAACGGUGACAACGUUGACAACAAUGACAAUGGUGACAACAGUGACAACAGUGACAACGGUGACAACGGUGACAAAAGUGACAACAGUGACAAUAGUGACAACAGUGAAAACGGUGAAAACAGUGACAAAAGUGACAACAGUGACAACAGUGAAAACGGUGAAAAAUGAAAAUGUGACAAAAGUGACAACGGUGACAAAAGUGACAACAGUGACAACGGUGAACAGUGACAACUGUGACAACAUUGACAACGGUGACAACAGUGACAAUGGUGACAACAGUGACAACAGGUGACAACAGUGACAACAGUGACAAUGGGGACAACAGGUGACAACAGUGACAAAUAAUGACAACGGUGACAACAGUGACAACAGUGACAAAAGUGACAACAGUGACAACAGUGACAACGAUGACAAUGGUGACAAAGUGACAACAGUGAAAACAGUGACAACGGUGACAAAAGUGACAACAGUGACAACAGUGACAAAAGUGACAAACAGUGACAACAGUGACAAAUGGUGACAACGGUGACAACUGUGACAAAAGACAACGGUGAAAACAGUGACAACGGUGACAACGGUGACAACGGUGACAACAAUGACAACGGUGACAGGAUGAAAACAGUGACAACAGUGACAACAGUGACAACGGUGAGAACAGUGACAACAGUGACAACCGUGACAAUGGUGACAACAGUGACAACGGUGACAAAAGUGACAACGGUGACAACAGUGACAACAGUGACAAUGUUGGACAACAGUGACAACAGUGACAACGGUGACAACAGUGACACAGGUGACAACGGUGACAAAAGUGACAACGGUGACAACAGUGACAAUAGUGACAACAUUGACAAUAGUGAGAACAGUGACAACAGUGACAACAGUGAGAACGUGACAACAGCGACAAAUGACAACGGUGACAACGGUGACAACAAUGACAACGGUGACACCAAUGACAACAAUCACAGCGGCGACAAUGGUGACAACAGUGACAACAGGGACAACAGAAACAACAGUGAGAACCGUCACAACAGUGACAACGGUGACAACAGUGACAAUGGUGACAACAGUGACAACGGUGACAACGGUGAAAACAGUGACAACGGUGACAACAGUGACAACAGUGACAACAGUGACAACAGUGACAACGGUGACAACGGUGACAACAGUGACAACGGUGACAACAGUGACAACAGUGACAAUGGUGACAAAAGUGACAACAGUGACAAGGGUGACAACAGUGACAACAGUGACAACCGUGACAACGGUGACAACAGUGACAACGGUGACAACGGUGACAACGAUGACAACAGGAACAGUGACAACAGUGACAACAGUGACAACAGUGACAACAGUGACAAC
Messenger RNA from Porites lobata, 2918 nucleotides. The record is from the annotation of a GenBank genome assembly. NCBI's taxonomy places the organism in Eukaryota, Metazoa, Cnidaria, Anthozoa, Scleractinia, Poritidae.